UAUAUAUUUAUUUAUAAAUUUAUUUUUCCUGCUGUUUAUUGGGGCGCCUUAAUGGGAAAAAAAUAUUUACGACUUCGUAGUACCAAUAUACUAUUUUCUGAAAGGUUAGUCGAACUUUAAAAAAACGCGCGCGAUAUUUUCUUGAAUGAUCCUUCCAGCGUUUUUUGAGACGGUUUCUAUAAUUUUCUAUAUUUUAAAUAAAUACAAUUGUUAAACGACAAGCCCUGCCCCUUUUCUCCCAAAUCAGUAUAAAUGGAGAGGAUAAAUGCAAAGCAAAUCACAGUCUUCAGAACAAAUCGUUCAAAACGACAGAAGCUUUUUUAGAUUUCGAGCAAAAGUGGAUCGAGAUGGGGAAGGAAUUCCAGGUGGCGUUUGAAUCAGGGUAAGUACUCUUUUUAAAAAUUAUCACUUUUUAAUAUGUAUUAGCUGUCAUUUUGAAGUCAAAAAUUAUUUUCAUGUUGAAAUUGUGAUUUUCUGUUACAAUGAAAAACAAUGUAUAUAUAAAAAUAAACAGGUUAACAUUUGUUUGCUUCAAUUUUUUGUCCCCGCUUGAAAAGUGGGUGAUAUUAAUUUGGGUUUGUCCGUCCGUCCGUCUUUCUGUCUGUCUGUAACGCUUUCGUUUCCACACGAUAUCUCGAGAACCCUUUGAGCUUUUGCAAUGAAAUUUAGCAUAGCAACUCCCUGUGGCCUAAGGAAAACCCUCACUGAUUUCGAGGUCAAAAGGCCAAAGAUCAAGGUCAUAAAUAAGCAAAAUCUGUCUGUUAUAAAACUUUCGUUUCCACACGAUAUUUCUAGAACCAUUUGAGUUAUUGCAAUGAAAUUUUACAUAACAACUCCCUGUGGCCUAAGGAAGACCCCUAUUGAUUUUGAGGUAAAAGUUCAAGGUCGUAAAUUUAUACAUUCUGUCUGUGUGUAACACUAUCAUUUCCGGGCGAUAUUUCAAGAAGAAUUUGAGCUUAUGCAAUGUAAUUUUAUACCAAAAACUUUCUAGGACCUCUCUCAACCCUCUCAAAGUGCCCCGCCCCGGUUUUUAAAAUUAUCAUUUAUAGUAUUACAUGUCGCUUUUAUUAGCACAGGGGCAAGCGGAGAGUUAUUGUGAAUAAAACAGGUUUUCGGCGGGCUUUAUGUUCUUAUUACAUCUAUUAGAACUGUUUAAUGAAGGCUAAAUAAAUCAAACACCAUGGAUUGUGUAAAAUUUUGACAAUACCGAACAUGAAUAUAUAUAUAUAUAUAUAUGUAUGUGACUUCACUUCUGCAUAUACUUGACUUCAUUUAAAGCGAUUCCGUGGUCUAUUGGUAUGUCUCCAGCUUAACAUGUCAGAGGUCCCGGGAUCGAAUCUCGGACGAUCCUUUCUUUCUUUAACUUUUCUUUUUUUAAAUGAUAGCAUUCAGCAUGUGAAAAGAAUUAUUUAGGAGGUUAAAAAAUCAUCAUUACAGUGUGAUAAAUAUUCCAUAUAAAAAGAAUCUUCUAUACACAUAAUAAAGAAUAAGCAAUCAAAUCUUUAUACGCAUAUUGACAUACAUUUAUUUUAUUUGCUUCAGUAUACAUUUCAUUACUCUACAAAUUCAGUAAGGGGGAUCCGACUUUUGCCCUAAGCGGGGGACACCAAUUCUCUGAAUUAGCUUGUUUUUAAAUAAUGCUCAAAAAUUCUAAUUUAUUAGAAACUCCCCGGGGGACCCAUACCAGGUUGAAGAAGAUAAAACCUCCCCUAAACAAUGUCAACCUACAUACAAGAGAAAAUUAAGUGAAUCAGAAGACUCACACAUUCUUUUGAGAAGGUAAAUUUAUUUUAUCUUUACUAUUAUUCUAAAAAAAAUAUAAGAAAACCCCCACUCCACCACAUACUAUUAAAAUCUUUUAAAUUGUAAACAUAGACAUUUUUUACUCUUUUUUUUUGGAAAAUCUUUUCAUAGGAAAAUGAAUAAAGAAAACAGACCUGAGAGUGAUGGGUUCUCGCAGCAGAAGAAAGAGGAGCAUCCACUGCUGAAAACAUUCAGAGAAGACAACCCAGGGAAAUAUACAACCUUUGAAAAACGUAUCCGGUCAACGUUUACCCUCACGACACCAGUAUGUAUCACGUUGACUGUUAGCCAUAAACCUGUGUCGACAGAGUCAGGAGAGUUCAACCCACCAGUGCCUACAAAAUCCCAGGGAUACAGUCCCUCAUCUCCGGAUAACAGUCCCUCAUCUCCGAAUUACAGUACAGAAUCGACAGCAGUGCUAAUAAAGUCGGAAUCUACAUAUACAGUCACCCCAAUGAUGACUCUGACAACAACGCCCCAGGCCCCCCUUCCGUCAUUCGCCGGAUAUAGUCAGGCAUCUUCGGAAUACAGUCCAGCAUCGACAACAAUGCUAAUAAAGUCGGAACCUACAUAUACAGUCACCCCAAUGAUGACUCUGACAACAACGCCCCAGGCCCCUCUUCCGUCAUUCGCCGGAUAUAGUCAGGCAUCUUCGGAAUACAGUCCAGCAUCGACAACAGUGCUAAUAAAGUCGGAACCUACAAGUACAGUCACCCCAAUGAUGACUCUGACAACAACGCCCCAGGCCCCUCUUCCGUCAUUCGCCGGAUAUAGUCAGGCAUCUUCGGAAUACAGUCCAGCAUCGACAACAGUGCUAAUAAAGUCGGAACCUACAAGUACAGUCAACCCAAUGAUGACUCUGACAACAACACCCCAGGCCCCCCUUCCGUCAUUCGCCGGAUAUAGUCAGGUAUCUUCGGAAAACAGUCCAGCAUCGCCACCAGUGCUACUAAGUCGGAACCUACAGUCAACCCAAAGAUGACUCCGACAACAACACCCCAGGCCCCCCUUCCGUCAUUCGCCGGAUAUAGUCAGGUAUCUUCGGAAAACAGUCCAGCAUCGCAUCGCCACCAGUGCUACUGAAGUCGAACCUACAGUCAACCCAAUGAUGACUCGUAUAACAACCCUCCACAAUCAACACCGAGUCUCUCUCCAGUUGUAGCACCAGGGUUUUGUACGCCAACUAACAAUUACCCUCUCAAAGGGAGCUUAACGCUUUAAACGAAUUGCUAGAUAUCGUCCGUGUGGACCUUCUCCAAACGUCAAUGGUGGUACAUUAUAUUCAAGAUUUCAUGAAAAAAUUUCAGUGAUAUUUUUUAAGAGGAAAGGGUUAAACUAAAUGUCCAUCUGCUUAAUUUACAUGAUCAUUAUAUGUGUUCUUUUUUUUUUAACUCUAUCCAAGUAUUUGUUCAUUUUCAAGUAUGCAACUAUGUCUUAAAUGUUUUUUUUCCCUUUUUUCUUAGAUGUUCAGAUUAUCUAUUUGUUGUGAAACUCGCAAUAA
Messenger RNA from Saccostrea cuccullata (small rock oyster), 3304 nucleotides. Its product is annotated as DNA-directed RNA polymerase II subunit RPB1-like. The record is from RefSeq and is a predicted model, not a curated record. Lineage: Eukaryota; Metazoa; Mollusca; Bivalvia; Ostreida; Ostreidae. The coding region runs from base 1919 to 2785 and encodes 288 amino acids. The transcript is spliced from 2 exons.